Molecule: messenger RNA, 1605 nt
Organism: Fraxinus pennsylvanica
Lineage: Eukaryota; Viridiplantae; Streptophyta; Magnoliopsida; Lamiales; Oleaceae
Source: the annotation of a GenBank genome assembly
AUGCUUGAUUUCUCCCAGCUUGAAGGCAUGGUGCUGAUGUCCCAGGCUGGUUCAUCACAACACGUUCAUUACGAAAUAAUACAGUGCAAAGUUAGAUAUAAUGGGGUUCGUAGCAUUGCCAGUAACAUGGCAGAAUCCAAGAUGAAGGAUUUUUUUGGUUCAGGUCGAUCUUCGUGGAAUUCCUUGAAGGUGAUGCGAAAUUUGAAUUUAGAUGGUGUUGGUAUAGGAGAGAGAAGAGGACAUCAAGUAAUUGUUUCUGCAAGUCCUCCUACAGAGGAUGCCGUCAUUGCUACAGAGCCAUUAACGAAAGAAGAUCUUGUAGGUUACCUAGCGUCUGGUUGCAAGCCCAAGGAAAAAUGGAGGAUAGGGACUGAGCAUGAAAAGUUUGGAUUUGAGUUUAGAACAUUACGACCCAUGAAAUAUGAACAAAUAGUCGAGCUUCUUAAUGGUAUCUCUGAGCGAUUUGAUUGGGAUAAAAUAAUGGAAGGUGACAACAUUAUUGGACUCAAACAGGGAAAGCAAAGCAUAUCACUGGAGCCCGGUGGCCAGUUUGAGCUUAGUGGUGCACCUCUUGAAACUUUGCAUCAGACUUGUGCUGAAGUUAAUUCGCAUCUUUACCAGGUUAAGGCUGUUGCUGAGGAGUUGGGGAUUGGGUUCUUGGGAAUUGGAUUCCAGCCAAAAUGGGGUCUUAAAGAUAUACCUGUGAUGCCAAAGGGAAGAUACGAGAUUAUGAGAAAUUACAUGCCCAAAGUUGGGUCUCUUGGACUUGAUAUGAUGUUCCGAACAUGUACUGUUCAGGUGAAUCUGGAUUUCGGCUCUGAAGUUGAUAUGAUAAAGAAGUUUCGAGCUGCUCUUGCCUUACAGCCUGUAGCUACAGCAUUGUUUGCGAACUCGCCUUUCACUGAAGGGAAACCAAAUGGUUAUCUCAGCAUGAGAAGCCAAAUUUGGACUGAUACUGAUAAUAACCGUGCUGGGAUGCUUCCGUUUGUUUUUUAUGACUCUUUUGGGUUUGAACAAUAUGUAGAUUAUGCUCUUGAUGUUCCCAUGUACUUUGUAUAUCGGAAGAAAAAGUAUAUUGAUUGUGCUGGAUUGUCUUUUCGGGAUUUUAUGGCUGGUAAACUUCCGUGUCUUCCUGGUGAAUAUCCAAAUCUCAAUGAUUGGGAAAAUCAUCUGACAACAAUAUUUCCAGAGGUCAGGCUUAAAAGAUAUUUGGAGAUGAGGGGUGCUGAUGGAGGACCUUGGAGGAUGCUAUGUGCCCUGCCUGCAUUUUGGGUAGGUCUCUUGUAUGAUGAAAUCUCCUUGCAAAAUGUUCUGGACAUGACAGCUGAUUGGACUCGAGAAGAAAGACAGAUGUUAAGGAGUAAGGUACCAAAGAGUGGUCUGAAGACUCCAUUUCGAGAUGGCCUGCUGAAGCACGUGGCACAAGAAGUUGUGAAGUUGGCGAAGGAUGGCUUGGAAAGAAGAGGUUUUAAGGAAACAGGAUUUCUAAAUGAAGUCACUGAGGUGGCUAGAACAGGUGUAACACCAGCCGAAAAGCUCCUCGAAUUGUACCAUGGGAAGUGGGGGAAAAAUGUGGAUCCUGUUGUUGAAGAGCUGCUAUUCUGA